Messenger RNA from Aaosphaeria arxii CBS 175.79, 3846 nucleotides. RefSeq names its product heat shock transcription factor 2. Gene Ontology annotation, molecular function: DNA-binding transcription factor activity; translation initiation factor binding; guanyl-nucleotide exchange factor activity. The transcript has 13 exons. Bases 1 to 3846 code for a protein of 1281 amino acids. NCBI's taxonomy places the organism in Eukaryota, Fungi, Ascomycota, Dothideomycetes, Pleosporales. Gene Ontology annotation, biological process: phosphorelay signal transduction system; biosynthetic process; regulation of DNA-templated transcription. The record is from RefSeq and is a predicted model, not a curated record. Gene Ontology annotation, cellular component: eukaryotic translation initiation factor 2B complex.
AUGGAUUCAAGCCAGGGAGGCGGCUCGGGCUCGAGCAAUUCCAGCGAUUUUAGUGUUGUACGAUGGGGUAACGAUGGAGACAGUUUUGUCGUCCUCGAGAACGAAAAAUUUACGAAACACAUUCUUCCCAAGCACUUCAAGCACAGCAACUUUGCCAGCUUCGUCAGACAGCUCAACAAAUACGAUUUCCACAAAGUGCGCCACAACAACGAAGAAAAUGGACAAUCGCCGUACGGCGCAGGGGCAUGGGAAUUCAAGCACCCGGACUUCAAGGCCAACAACAAGGAUGCGCUUGACAACAUUAGGAGGAAAGCGCCCGCACCGCGCAAGGCUAAUGCGCAGCCGGAGGAUAUGAUCAUCCCCUCGCAACAGCUGGAUCUCAUGAAUACGCAAUUGAUGGCUACACAGGCGCAGCUGCAGUCUCUACAGGAUAGGUACAACGAGCUCAGCAUCCACCAUUCAAUGUUGCUCCAGGAAGUCAUUGGUCUACAGAAAACCGUGGUCAACCAUGAACACGUUAUGCAGAAUGUUAUGACCUUCUUGCACAACGUUGAUGCGCAGCGCCGCCGCGAUAGCAGGCUGGGACUUCCCUUCAACCAGCCGCCCGCACAAACGCAGAAUGGCAACGUGGAACCGCCCAGCAACGCGCAAGGCCCUACGGAAGAUGACAUUCCAGCCUCGCCGCUUCAACAUGCCUCGAAAUUGCUUAGCGAGACGAAUGCAGAUGUCAUGUUGAACCCGCGUAACCUGGAGCAUAUGAACGAGAUCACGAUGCGAAUGAACGGAACGUUGACGACGCCACCGCCGGAAUUCAUGAGGAACUUGACUCGACCCGUCAGCCGCGGCCCAGCUUCUGCAGGUUCAUCUGCCUCUGCUCGCAUGAAUGACCUCGACAAUGUCGUGUAUCCUGUCGGACAUACUAACGGUAUCGACCCGAUGUACAGCGAGCAUAUCAACAACAUUCCAUACCCGAUGCCAAGCAAGCCAGCAGAGUCCACCGAGAUCCGCGUUCCAGAGCCCAGGAAGAAGAGUUCGCAGAUUGACCCAGGAUGGGUGCGCCCACCUCAGAUUUUGUUGGUGGAAGAUGACCCGACAUGUCGCAGAAUUGGCAGCAAGUUCCUAUACGCCUUUCAUUGCUCUAUUGAUAGUGCUCUUGACGGACUGGAAGCUGUCAACAAGAUGAACGCAGGCUCCAAGUACGAUCUGGUUCUUAUGGAUAUUAUUAUGCCUAACUUGGACGGUGUGUCUGCCUGCCAUCUCAUCCGCCAAUUCGACAACACGCCCAUUAUUGCUAUGACAUCCAAUAUUCGAAGCGACGAUAUCUCUAUGUAUUUCCAGCAUGGCAUGAACGAUGUGCUUCCGAAGCCUUUUACGAAAGAAGGUCUAUUGCAGUGUCUUGACAAGCACUUGGUACACCUCAAGAAGAGUCACGUGGAGGGAGGCAUGGUCGCACCACAGCCGCUGUCUUCCGCUAGGCAAGUACUCAAGGAGGAGGAGUCGCCCGCAAAAUCGCCAGCCACGACCAGCAAUUGGAAUUCGCCGAACGCAAUGCCGGGAGUUUCGCCAGUCGGCAGCAAUGUUACCGACGAGUAUCUGCAAGCUGUGCAGAAUCAUUCGGGGCAAUAUGGAGUCAACCCGAUGCAGGGUGCCAUGGGCUACAGCACAUCUCCUCAGAUGCAACUGCAAGCAAGACAACAGCAACAGCAAGGACACAGAAGGCAACUUUCCGACAUUUCAGGCGGUGACGAUAUGAACAAUCCGGCGAAACGACAACAAAUCUACUGUAUACUCGCAGAUCCAUUCGAAACCCGCUUCAGUCCCUUCACGCUCGAACGACCUAGGUGUUUGCUGCCCCUCGCGAAUACCCCGCUCAUCGAAUACACGUUCGAGUUUCUGGCAAAUGGUGGCGUCGAAGAAGUAUUUGUAUACUGCGGAGCGCAUAAGGAACAGGUCGAAGACUACAUAACACGGUCGAAAUGGAACUCACGGUCCUCGCCAUUCUCCAGGCUGGAGCUGAUCCAGUCUACUUCACAUUCAAUUGGAGACGCUAUGCGUGAUUUGGAUACACGGGGACUCCUGGUGGGCGACUUCUUGGUGGUAUACGGCGACGUCGUCAGCAAUCUUUCACUCGAGCCCGCGCUCGCAGCACACCGAGCCCGUCGGGCAAAGGACAAGAACGCCAUAAUGACAAUGGUCCUCCGCGAAGCCGGCACGUCCCACCGCACAAAAGCGCAAGGAACGAACCCGAUCUUCGUGAUCGACCCCUCCAAGGAGCGAUGCCUCCACUUCGAGCAGAUGCCGAACCGAGAGCAGACGCACACGCUCUCAAUUGACCCGGAUCUCCUGUCGGACAACCAAGAGCUGGAAAUACGCGGUGAUCUCAUCGAUUGCGGCAUCGACAUCUGCACGCCCGACGUGCUCGCGCUGUGGAGCGAUAACUUCGACUUCCAGGCGCCCCGCAAGGGCUUCCUGCACAGCGUGCUCAAGGACUACGAAUUGAACGGCAAGACGAUACACACGCACAUUGUCGCGGAGCGCUACGCCGCCCGCGUGCGGAACCUCCACGCUUAUGACUCCGUGAGCAGGGAUAUCGUCUCCCGCUGGGCGUACCCGCUGUGUCCGGAUAGCAAUUUACUCCAGGGUCAGUCGUACCGGUUACAGAAGGGCAACACGUACAAGGAGGAGGGUGUCAUACUGGCGCGGGACUGCAUCAUCAAUCCGAAGACCGUCAUCGGCCGGGGUUCAAGCAUUGGCGAUGGGAGUGUGAUUUCAAACAGCAUCAUUGGAGUGAACUGCAACAUCGGGCGCGGCGUUACCAUUGACGGCGCGUAUAUCUGGGAUCAUGCUAUCAUUGGCGAUGGGUCAACGGUCACGCAGGCCAUCGUUGCGAAUGAAGCCCAAGUUGGGAAGAACUGCACGAUAGAACCCGGCGCAUUGGUCUCGUACAGUGUACGUAUUAGCGACGGGGUGACUGUGCGGUCAGAGUCGAGGGUUACAAGAGCAAAGCGAAGGCUAGAGCAGGGCGAGGAGCUUGCUAAGGGCGAGCCAGACAUUGCUAUUGUCGGUGACAAGGGCGACGGCUUUGAGUUCCAGGACUCUGAGGAGGAGGAUGAGGACGAGGUGGUCGACAGUCUCAUAUUGAGCGGCAAGAUGUACAAUCUCGCCCAUCUUUCACUAUCCGCGGACUCUAUAUCUACGCUCUACUCAGAUUCGGAAGCCGACUUCGACGUUUCCCACAAUCAGAACCGAUCUGCUGCGGACAGCUUCGUUUCCGUUGGGUCCCAGGAUAGCUAUGCCAGCCAACACGCUGCCAAUUUUGAUCACGAUGCGUCUUCCAGCAUUUACGAUUCACUCAAUGAGGGUCACGAUUCUGCCAACAUACAACUAGAACUUACAGCACUACGCAUGAGCACCAACGCCUCCGACCACCAAGUGCGGCGAUCCAUCGUAGUAGCAUUUGUGAAGCGCAUAACAAGCGUCGUCAAGGCCGGCACGAGCGUCAAGAACGCCGUAGCGCAGGUAUUCGAGAAGCACCGCGAGCUCGUGGAACGCAGCAUCUUCGACAAGAAGGCGUCCGCCAAGACCGACCAGGUCGACUUCAUGAUGCUCCUCCAGAACGAGCUCUCGCACCGCGAGGGCGGAGACAUGAUUCUCCUGAGCUCGGCGACCAAAUUGAUCGAGAUCGACCUGAUCGAGGAGGAGGGCAUGCUGCAAUGGUGGGCGGAUCCCAAGUCGAGCGAGAAGCAGGAGCUGCUGGAUGUGAGGCAGAAGACGGGGCAGCUCAUCGAUUACUUGAAUCAGUCGUCGGAAGAGGAGAGCGAUGACGAGGAUGACGACGAGGAUUAG